AUGAGCGCGCCCUCAUCUUCAUCCGGGGCUGGUGAAAAGCCAGAGAUAUCAAAGGACGCUCAAGCGGAGAGCACCGUUGUCGCUCUCAGCAACAGCGAUGAUGGGCCCAGUGUUCUCGACGGGCUGGGCUCAGACGAUGGCCAAAGUCCACAGAAUUGGAGUCCGUGGAGGAAACGACUAUUGUUCCUCGCAUUAAUGUCCAGUUCGAUACUCGCAGACGGAGGCAUGACUUGGGGUGCGACGCUCGUGGCUCCUCAGGCUAUUGAAUGGCACACCUCGAUCACCCACUCGGCCACUUCUCUCAACUACGGUAUCCUCCUCCAGGGUUUCGGCGGCAUAUUUGCCGUGCCUUUUAUCGAUGCGUAUGGACGCCUCCCCGUGUGGCUCUAUCCUCAGGUCGUCACCCUCUUUGUCGUUCUGGGCUGUGUUUACGCGCAGUCAUGGUCCGUCUUCACGGCUUUACGCGCCCUUCAGGGUCUGUUCGGGACGGUGCCUCAGGUGAUUGGCCUGCCCAUAAUUCACGACAUGUACCCUCCGCACGAAUGGCCGCGAUACAUCAACAUCUGGGGCACCACCUUUCUGGUCGGCCCGUUCCUCUUCCCCGCCAUCGCGGGAUAUAUCUUGGAGGGCACGGGGUCCUGGCGUGACUGCUUCAAAGUCCUGACGGGGUUCUACGGGUUCUCCACGCUGAUGAUCCUGGCGUUCGGCUAUGAGACGUACUACAACAAGUCGUCGACGGGUCCGCAGCGAACCAGCCGGAUCAAGUCGUUCUUCGGGAUUGGGAACACCAACCUCCCCAAAGCACGCACGCUCUCCGAGUCGACGGUCAACAUCAUCAAGCUCACCUUCACCCUUCCCAUCCUCCUGGUCGGUCUUUCCACCAUGAUCAACUUCACGUGGCCGAUUGGAAUCACCACGACCGUGGACGCCUUUGUCCGAGCACCGCCCUACCUCUUCGACAACGUCGCCGACGCCUCGAUCCGCUUUGCUGGCGUCAUCGGCGCCCUUUUGGGAUUUUGUUUCGGUUACUUCUUCAACGAAUGGAUCUACGAGGGCUCCGGCGGGAAGCGCAAGACCCACUGGCGCAGCGAAUACCGACUGCACGGCGUGUGGUUCCCCAUUGGCAGCAUGGUCUGUGGUCUGCUGACGUACGGCCUCACGCUCAACUACGGCAAGAGCUGGGUCGGCCUCGCCUUCGGCUGGGUCAUGGUCAACAUCGGCCUGGUGGGCACCAUGGUCGCCAUCACCGCGUUCGCCCUCGAGAAAUACCCUACCCACUCGGCCGUCGUGUCCGCCAUCAUCAACAUGUGGCGUACGUGCGGUGGCUUCGCCGUCGGGUAUUUCCAGCCCAGCUGGAUCGCGAAAGACGGUGUCGCAGCCGUCUUUGCCACCCAGGCCGCCGUGGUGGCUGUCUGCGCCGUCAUCCUCAUUGGAGCGACCAUUUGGCUGGGAAGGCGUGCCGCUGCCGCGAGUAACAAAUCUGCCGCGGAUGUCGUUGCUGGUCAAGCGUGA
Messenger RNA from Fonsecaea nubica, 1512 nucleotides. RefSeq lists its product as hypothetical. The transcript has 3 exons. The record is from RefSeq and is a predicted model, not a curated record. Gene Ontology annotation, biological process: transmembrane transport. Lineage: Eukaryota; Fungi; Ascomycota; Eurotiomycetes; Chaetothyriales; Herpotrichiellaceae. Gene Ontology annotation, molecular function: transmembrane transporter activity. The coding region runs from base 1 to 1512 and encodes 503 amino acids.